GCUGGGCGGGCGGGCGGUCCCCGCUGCGGCUCGGCGCCUUCUCCUCCUACUUCUCCUCCUCCUCGUCCUCAACCUCCUCCUCCUCCUCCUCCUCCUCUGGCCGCUGCGGCGCGGGGGCUGCGGGCGGAGCGGCGGCGCCAUGAGCGGGGCGGCGGCGGCGAAGAGCGAGAAGCUGGACGAGGCUCAGGCGCUCGCCCGCAGCUGCGCGGGCAGACCCGACUUCCAGCCCUGCGACGGGCUCUCGCUCUGCGCCACCCACAGCCACGGCCGCUGCUUCCGCCUGCACUGGUGCUGCCACCUGGGAUGGUGCCACUGUAAAUACGUCUACCAGCCCAUGACCCCCGUGGAGCAGCUGCCCAGCACCGAGAUCCCCGUCCGCCCGCGGGAGCCGCCCAACACCAUCCAAAUCUCGGUGUCUCUCACCGAGCACUUCCUCAAGUUCGCGCCCGCAUUCCAGCCGCCGCUGCCGCCCGAGGCGCCGCAGUUCUGCACCAUCGCCGACCUGUUCAUCGACAACUACCGCGUCAAGUGCAUCAACGGCAAGAUGUGCUACGUGCAGCGCCAGCCGCCCGCCCUGCACAGGGCCAGGCCCGAUGACGCUUCCGUCCGCAACGCCUUAAUCGCAAAGGAGAGCAAUACGCCCAACCCCGAGCACUGCUCAUCCCCCUCCAGCUCCGAGGACUCCGGCAUCAACGCCGUGGGGGUUCACUACAUGGAGUCGUGUGAUGAGGACACGGAGGGGGUGGCCGAGCUGAGCUCAGAGGAGGAUUACAGCCCCGAUAGCAGCUGGGAGCCGGACGAGUGCCCGCUCCUGUCGCCCUCGCAGUGCGAGAUGGAAGUGAUCGAGACUAUAGAAACCACUGUGUGACCACAGAAGUCGGCAUCGGCUCAGUCCGCUUCCCUCUCAGUAAUGUUGCUUUUGUAGUAUUUCUAUUUUCCAUUUUUUCUGACAAUCCCUUUUUUCCAGUGCACUUGAUAUUUCAGACUCCUCUCAUGGGAGCGCGGUCACAGGACUCACAUAUGGUGAAGUAGCAGCAGCCUGAGCAAUUUUAACACGUUCUCAGCCUGAUCAGCUCUCCCACGUCUGCACGUAAGGUAGUGACAAAUCUUAAGACUUUUCUAACAGAAAGAGGCCCUUUUGUUGGUCUGGGUUACCCCACACACAACUUCUCACACGAAGAUGUGCCACUCGAGAUGUUUCCACCCGCCGGGUUGUUGGCACGGGGGGCACAGCUCUGGAGCAGCAAACCAAGGUGCCCUUAAUCUUUGUCCAACAGCUACACGAGGCUCCUCUGAUCUCUGUCCCGGCGCCUUAUCCGGCCUCUCCCUGGAGCUGGUGCGACCCUUCCCCGAGGCUGUCGGCACCACGGUCCCAGCACGUUGGAAUGGCAGGCUACAGAAUGCACAAAGUGCCUCCAACUUUUCUCCAGGCUAUGCACCGAGCAGCUGCUCUAGUUGGCCAGGCUCUGACAUCUCCUGAGAAGGCAGCUCUUGCUCUGGAGGGGGAUGACUUGCCAGAAUCCAGCUGGUUCCUGUUCUCUGCCUGGWUCUCGGGAGAGGGUCUGGCUUUUGUAGGAGGAGCAGGCAGGGGUGGGGCACGGCCCUGUAACCAAUACCACAUGGGGAGCACUGGCACAGGCCGAGGAAGCGACUACCUCCGAACACCCGCCCCCGGCUCCGCCUCUGCCUCCUCCUGGGCUCUUCGGUGCCGGACACUCAGGACCAAAUGGCCUCGGAGCCUGCAUUUGCCUGAAGAAUAACAAAGUUUAAACAAAUAGAAUUUUACCAGCCACACCACUGUGUCGGCAGAGCUUGGGGACAGCAUGGAGGUGCCCCAGGGAGGUGGCCCACGGGCUCGGUGGUUUGUGAGCUUGCUAAAACACAGCCUAAGGUCAUCCUAGGGGAGAGAGGAGGCUCUGGCUCCUGCUCCUCCACUCGCAGCCCAGGAGCAGGGUCGGAGCAGGGGUCCCUCACCCAGCUGGUAGCGGAGCUGUCCUACAGGAGGUUCGGUUUCAGCCCUGCUUGAAGGAAACACAAACGCCGCUCUCAGAUUCCAGCCGGCUGAUGAGCUGGAGCCAGUAACUCCUGUGCUCCYACAGCGUUACAGCCACUCGUGUGGUUGGUUUGCAUUUCAGAAGUCCCUGGUGAAUCCAAGGCUGUAUAAACGUGUACARUUAGUGAUUGAUCCUAGAUUAUAGUCCGUGGUAGAGGAUGGCUCAUCUCUCACUGUAUCCUGACAAUGUAUUCCCGAUUUUAUACACUUUGUAAUCCGUAUCUUUAGAAGACUUUAGGCAACAGUGUGUCUGUGCACAUGCGCGUGUCUAGGAGUUUCCAUGGGUGGAUAUAAAGUAAUGCUGUACUUUUUAGACUUUAAGACUUUCGGACAAAAAUUACCGGUUUUAUAAUUUUGAUGACUUACAUAAAAAUGUGCAAUGCUUGUGGAACGAGGAACUUGGGCCAUUGCAUGAACGGAUACAUUCUCACAAGGCACCUGAAAAUAUUCUGUUUUUCUGAGGGCAUUUAAACAAAGGCUGUAGUAAAACUAAAUAGGAUUUAUUUCUUUUUUAA
Malurus melanocephalus (red-backed fairy wren) is the source of this 2568-nucleotide messenger RNA. It is a transcript of the gene CUNH3orf70, whose product is annotated as chromosome unknown C3orf70 homolog. NCBI's taxonomy places the organism in Eukaryota, Metazoa, Chordata, Aves, Passeriformes, Maluridae. The transcript has 2 exons. The record is from RefSeq and is a predicted model, not a curated record. The coding region runs from base 140 to 868 and encodes 242 amino acids.